Messenger RNA from Aplosporella prunicola CBS 121167, 1041 nucleotides. RefSeq lists its product as uncharacterized. Bases 381 to 1007 code for a protein of 208 amino acids. The transcript has a single exon. The record is from RefSeq and is a predicted model, not a curated record. NCBI's taxonomy places the organism in Eukaryota, Fungi, Ascomycota, Dothideomycetes, Botryosphaeriales, Aplosporellaceae.
AUGGCCAGCGUUGUAGCGGGCGGUGUUUACGUCAAGAGUCGAGGUGUUUUCGCGCGCCGGUUCGGCCGGUCUAGUGGUUCAAUUCCUUCAUCGGCAGCUGCUAAAAAUGGAACGACUGGGCUCGACGCCGGCGCUGAUGGACAUGCAGGUUGGGAUGUCGUGGCGUUGGCGUUUGGCUCGGACAUACCCAAACCCGGAGGCGGAGGCGGACCAUCACUCCACGUCACGACACAGCUGCAUGGCAGGACGACGCUCUGCGGGAGCAGCUCAAAGCAGCAGUUGGCAGACCACAAACAAUCCUCCGGUGGACCUAUCACUUGCACUCCCGACAAACGCCUUCAUGCACAGUCGGACUUUUUGUUAUUUGCUUUCUAGACCAGAUGUCAGACGUGCUCCGCCAAAUGUCUCUCGGCUCCAAGUCAGAGACCUACCUAUUCUACCCUAGAGCAAAAAGAAAAUCAAUAUUCCUUGUUCCACGUUCUGAUAGAACACACGCCACCAUAUCAAAUAUUUUCCGGGACUACGGACUACCUCGUUCAGCUAGGCUAUCCAAUCUGCCCCCAGCACCAGCACCAGCACCAGCACCAGCACCCCCGCCCCCAAGCCUCUCACCUCCAAUCCCCAAACCCUACCCCAAAGGCCCCCAAAGAGCCAAACAAAACAAACAUCCUCCCUCACACCUCCCAACCUAUCACCACCCCACACACCCUCAGCCAGCCAAGUCGGCACAUCCUUCCCUCCCCACCUACCACCCACCAACCCACCUACCACGCACCGACCACCCCACCCCAACACAAACGACACCGACACCCGCCCAUCACCGCCCAUCACCAGCCCACAGCCCGCCGCCACACCCGCGCAAAAGCCAGAGCCAGCCGUGCCAGCGCCAGCGCCAAAGCCAACCCCAAAGCCAAAGCCAACAACCCAAUCCACACGCGUCGCGACGCGCGUCGCCCCAUCCCCUCGCUGGCACCUGCAACCUGCACCGCACAUCACAUCCAACCUAACCUACCUAACCUACCUACUACGUAUAAUGCUAUU